CCGUUACUGUGCGUUGAUGAAGGGUCACGUGCAGGGAAGUGUAGGAGUGCUCUCUCCAAGCGCACGGGCGGGCACGUUGUUCCGCUUCGUAAGGGGAUUUCUGUUUUGAAAAGUGUGGUGCGCCAGAGAGCUUGUUUUGGGUGUAGAGCUAUGUCAAUAGCACUGGCAUAGCCUAGAAGCAUACGCUCCAUCGUGCCAUUGCCGUUUUCCUUUUACGCAACACCGUAUGCGCGUGUUCCUUGUGAUUGUAAGGUCCACGGAGAGGGGGGUUCUUGUUAAAUAUGACCAAUUUAGAUUAUAAAGCCCGCGAAGGAAAUGGGUGAUGAAAUAUCACGAAUUCAAAGCCACUACCACAUACAGACGUCUGUAUUCUACCGUGGCCUACUCAUGAACAAAUCCGUCAUAACUGCGCAGUCCUUUGUGCUCAAGUGUUUUUUAAAGGCCCGGUGUGAUUUUUUUGGUCAGCAUUUUCGAUUGUUGCAGGUUCUGAUGUCCGCGGAAGAGAAUGAGUGCGACUGGUCGAACGAGCAAUCGAGACAGCGCGUGAGAUCGGGGGAGCUCGAGACCCUGUUGUCCGCGCGCACGCUGCGCUUCGUGGAACGCAUAGGAGAUCAGUACAUGUGCCCGGUCUGCAACACCGUGGUGCUGAACCCUCAUCAGGCGGGAUGCGGUCACAUCUUCUGCUACCAGUGCAUCCAAGCGCUGCUUGACAGCAAAAGCAGCCCUAAGUGCCCGUUGGACAGCAUACCCAUCAAGGCAGAGGAGGUGUUUCAAGACAACUGCUGCAAAAGAGAACUACUCAACCUGGAGGUCUACUGCACCAACGCCUCCCACUGCACCCACAAGACCACUUUAAGCCACUUGCAGGACCAUUUGAAAUGUUGCGAAUAUGAGUCGGUGCAGUGUUCAAACCAGGGCUGCACAGACGCCCUCCAACGGAAAGACCUCCAGGACCAUCUGCGAAAUGGCUGUGUGUUUCGCCUAGAGCUGUGUACCCACUGCAAAAAACCUUACACCCUGGCCCUGCUUAAGAAACAUGAGCAAUCCGUUUGUCCAGAGGCUAAAGUGGAGUGUCCCAGAAAAUGUGGUCACCUGAUUAAAAGGAAUAAGCUCCAUGAGCAUGCUGUGGAGUGUCCAGAAGAGGAGAUAGACUGCUCUUACAGAAGAUACGGCUGCAUCACCAGGGCUAAAAGAGCUGUGGUGCAGGUCCACGAAAGCACAGAGUUUAAUCAGCACGUUCUACUGGUGUUGGAGAGCAACGGGAAACUGGAGAAGCAGGUGGAAGAGCUUCAACAGGAUCUAGUGCGUAGACACAGUGUGCUCCAGAACCACAGCCUACUGGUCAGCACGCUGGACAGGGAGGUCAGCAAGUGUGACCGAACCCUCUCUGCCCUCAGUUGUUCGCUGGAGCAGCAGAGGGAGUGUGUGUCCGGGGUGCAGCAGCAGCUCCAGUCGCUGCGGUGCGUGUUGGGGCCGGAUCUGGGCCAGGAGCAGCUCCGGAGCCUCAAGGCCUCCCUGGACGCCCUCAGGCAGCGCGUGGACGCCGCAGAGCUGCUCAGGGAACACCUGGGUGUCUUGGAGCAGACGUGCCAGCGCCACAGCCGGCUUCUCUCCAUCCACGUGGAGCAGCUGCAAAGCAAUGAGGAGCGCUUCCGCCACCUGGAGACCACCGCCUACGACGGCAAGCUCAUCUGGAAGAUCCGCGAGUACCGCCGCAAGAAGGAGUCCGGCGCCGCUCUGAGCGCUCCCCCCUUCUACACUAGCCGUAGCGGCUACAAGCUAAGCGCACGAGUACAUUUGGGCGGUACGCACCUGUCCCUCUACCUGAUGCUGAUGCGUGGGGACUUCGACUCGCUGCUGCCCUGGCCCUUCCGGCAGCCCGUCUCGCUGUCCGUGCUGGACCAGAGCGGGGCGAAGAACCACACGACGGUGGGCUUCACGCCGGACCCGGAGAGCGAUAGCUUCCACCGGCCGCGCAGCGAUGCUAACAAGGCGGCCGGCUACCCGCAGUUCGUGUCGCACGCUAACCUUGAGGCGCCCCAGAAGAACGCGGUGUACGUGCGUGACGAUACGCUUUUUAUCAAGAUUCAGGUCGACACAACAGGGCUGGAAGACCUAUAGCAGAGGUUUUAUCUCUGAUAUUUUUUUAAACAUUUUGUCGUACACUGGCUUUUUAAACUUGAACGUGACCACAUUUAGGCGAUAGGCCUAUAGAGAAUUGUUUCAUUUUAAAGGUAGAGUAUGUAAUUUUCAUCACUCAUUUUCAAAAUACGUGCUGUCCAUUUCCAAAUGUGAUCAUUUCAUGAAUAUUUACUUUACUGGUCUGACCAAAGUACAGUACGUUUUGCAGCCAAAGAUGUCUAUGACUAGUAAUUCAAAAUGGCACAUAUUUAUGUAUGAAAAGUGAAUUUCCAAGCCAUUGCUGUAUGAAUACUAAUUUGAUGUUGGUAGUAAAUAUUCAUGAAAAAGAUAACUUCUAAAUGGAAACCAUAAAUUCUGGAAACAAACUACUAAAAUGUAGACUACAUACUGUACCUUUAAUUAUGAAUUGACUAAAUCACACCCUUUUCUCAAGAAUACCAAAGCAUUUUUAUGUAGCUUAAUUUAUAUGGUUGUAAUACAUUUGUUUUUAUACUGUACACAUUCACCAUUUCUCCUGUUCUUCUGUUAAAGUUGUUUGACUAUGAGAUAACCUGAACUUGAAAGCCCUUUUCAAUGUGAAUGUGAGCAGCCAACAUUUUUUAAAUAAAACAAAACACAUGAGGCGUGCAUUCUACUGAUUCAUUUGUGAAGUCUUCAGGUUCCAGUAUUCUUUUCUGUUCCACACUUUGCUACAACAAAAGUGUGUUUGUGGUAGGUGUUAGGCCUAA
Messenger RNA from Engraulis encrasicolus (European anchovy), 2870 nucleotides. It is a transcript of the gene traf5, whose product is annotated as Tnf receptor-associated factor 5. The coding region runs from base 316 to 2121 and encodes 601 amino acids. The record is from RefSeq and is a predicted model, not a curated record. Gene Ontology annotation, biological process: regulation of apoptotic process; tumor necrosis factor-mediated signaling pathway; protein K63-linked ubiquitination. Gene Ontology annotation, molecular function: zinc ion binding; thioesterase binding. The transcript has 10 exons. Lineage: Eukaryota; Metazoa; Chordata; Actinopteri; Clupeiformes; Engraulidae.